AUGAUCAACGUCGACCUCGUCGCCGACUCCUACUCCAUCAUCGGUGUCAUGAUCAACGUCGUAGUCUUGAUGAAAUCCAUAGCGCUAAUAGUCCUGUUGGGACUAGUCGGCUUGGCACGAGGCGAUCUCAUUCAACUUCUAGGAAAGGAGGCCGAACUUAGCAUUUUCAAGGAGAGCCUGUACGGCGCCACGUGGCUCUCAUUUGUCCAGGAUGAUGGAAAAAUCACGGUCUUCGCGCCGACCAACCACGCCAUCGAGCUUUUCGAUCGUCUCGAAUUCGAGCGUCAGGCGGAAGCCCACAAGAAGUCGUUCUUGAGAAACUUUUUCGUGCAAGCCCGAAUAAGAACCGAAGAGCUGCCUGAUCGCUCUGGAUCCUUCCAGAAAGCCAGUCCAUUGUUCUACACGAAAAAAUGGGAAGACGGACAAGAGAAAGUUUACGUCAACGAAGCCCAAAUCAUCAGACAGGCUGCGGGGACCGAGGAUAUCACAAUCUACCUCAUCGACAGGGUUCCGAACUUCAAGCAAUUCGAGAACGUCCCGCCAAGCGCCAAGGACUUGCUGAAGGACCUGGACAAGCUAUUCGGCCUCAAGGGCCUCUCAGUUGACGGAUUCAGGAGUCGAGUAGAGAAGUUGAAACUAUGGGAUCUCUUCGCAACGCAACGAGGAACUUUCUUCUUCCCAAUGAUUGAAUCACCAGAUUCUCGACUCACAGAAGAAAUCGUCCAGGCUCACGUCAUUCCUGGGAAAGUUCUCUUUACACCGCACUUCCAACACGAACGAUUCUUCACAGCCACCCGAGGCGAGGGUGGAAGACGCUUCCAGAUCAGCCUUGUCAACGAAACUGACAACCAUAUCUCGAACCAGCUGAACGAUCGAUCAUUCAUUCCAGUUUUGGUCAAGAGCACGAGUGUCGGCAACAAGCCGGGAGAGAAGACAUCGAUCGUUUCCCGACUGCAUCUCGCGAACGUGCCCGUUGAGAACGGAGUCGUACACUUCAUCGGAGCACCAUUGGGUUUCCCCACGAAAUCCGUAUGGGAUUAUCUCCAGAACGAAAAGGAGAGUCUGAACCGGUUCAACAACUUCGUCGAUAUCGUCAGAAACUCGGUAGAAUUCAAGAACGAGCUCCGCAGAGCCGAUAGGAAGACGCUCUUCAUUCCGAGCAACCACGCUAUCAGCGUUCUGCCAGCAGACGUUUGGAGUCAGUACAAAUCGAAUCAGAGCGAACUAACGAAACUACUGAAGUACCAUUUAGUGCAAGGCCAAACCAUCACCGAGGAUUCGCUGAGAAGUUCUUCAAGUUAUUCCCCAACCUUUACCGCCGCGAAUGUUCCGAUAGUUGUUCGAGAGAUUCAGUGCACAUCCGGCUGUACGUUUAACUCUGGUGCCAAUAGGAGUAUACUCGUCGAGUGCGCCGGAGUUAACGCCACUGUGUUGAGUUCUGACAUCGGUGUCUCGGACGGCGUCAUCCACAUCAUUGAUCGAGUUUUGGGAGCCCCGUCGCAUUCCCUUGGAUGGAAACUACAGAACGAAGAGCCCCUCGCAACGACCCAAGCUGUUGCCACCAAAGGGCACUGGAACAAGAAGCUGGAUAAUCCGAACAGCCAUUUCACCCUGUUCGCCCCCAACAACUAUGCCUGGCGCCAAAUUUCAAAGAGUGACUACAAUCGACUUGUUCGUCAACCGAGCGAACUUCAUGAUCAGGCUGCUGGCAUCAUGAACCGCCAUCUCGUGAACUCGCAAUUGAGUCGCGACGAACUUCUCAAGCUCUCUGAGCUUCGAACUGUUCGUGGAGACACAAUCAGACUAUCUCACGAUAAUGAUCAGAUUAAGCUCGCAUGGGGGAGUCGACAAUGCUCCGUCCUGAACAGCGACAUCCACGCAACGAACGGUGUGAUCCACAUCAUCGACUGCGUUCUCAUGGAGAGCGAUGAUUUGGUCUCGACGGCGCGAGCGGUAUCUUCGUCCAUCAGCGUCGUCUUGGCCGGGGUUGUUGCCGCAAUUUUCUUCAUCGGGAGACACUGA
Galendromus occidentalis (western predatory mite) is the source of this 2022-nucleotide messenger RNA. RefSeq names its product fasciclin 1 Fas1 domain-containing (gene Fas1). Gene Ontology annotation, cellular component: extracellular matrix. Gene Ontology annotation, molecular function: cell adhesion molecule binding. The record is from RefSeq and is a predicted model, not a curated record. Gene Ontology annotation, biological process: cell adhesion; extracellular matrix organization. Lineage: Eukaryota; Metazoa; Arthropoda; Arachnida; Mesostigmata; Phytoseiidae. The transcript is spliced from 13 exons. The coding region runs from base 1 to 2022 and encodes 673 amino acids.